UUGACCCGUGCCGAGUUGGUAUAGGGCCGAGUUGACCCUUUACCGUGUAUCACGUGAUACACACUUUCCCGGUAAAAUUGACAAGAGAUGUACCCAUAUAGUAUGGACCUGGAGAAAAAUUUCGCUCUGACAUGUGAUCAUUCAGUCGUUGAAUUACAGAGAUGGUUACAAUGUCGAGUAUUAAAAUUGUCCGGAAAUAAACCAGAUCUUAUGGACAGAUGCAAAGCCUGUCUUGAAGUUGAGGGCAAGAAUGGCAUUGUGGUUUCAAUUGAUGAGAGCAAAUGGUUUCAAAAAAAAGUCCAAGAGGUAUUAGCUAAUGUCCAAAACACAGACAACAGUUUCUGUUCUGCCAGUGACAGGCUGGAAAGACUUUCCUUCUACAAGUUUCCUAGAGGGAUAUUGCUGUGUUGAAUUUUGGGAAAAAAUACUUCCUAAAAUGAUUGCUUUCAAUAACAACAUCCUUUUACCAGAAUAUAUGGAAAUGAGGGUACCCCGUCGUCUUAUGCCAUGUGAACUGGCUUUCAUGUUAAAACUGAGAACAGAAAUUGUGUAAAUAGGUUGACAAUCUUUUAUUUAGUAUAUAAUAUUCACUUUUUGUAAGAUGUGCAUAAUAUAUACAUAU
Ruditapes philippinarum (Manila clam) is the source of this 622-nucleotide messenger RNA. RefSeq lists its product as uncharacterized. Lineage: Eukaryota; Metazoa; Mollusca; Bivalvia; Venerida; Veneridae. The transcript is spliced from 2 exons. The record is from RefSeq and is a predicted model, not a curated record. Bases 88 to 411 code for a protein of 107 amino acids.